This is a messenger RNA of Anopheles bellator, 1845 nucleotides long. RefSeq names its product transcription factor p65-like. NCBI's taxonomy places the organism in Eukaryota, Metazoa, Arthropoda, Insecta, Diptera, Culicidae. Gene Ontology annotation, biological process: regulation of DNA-templated transcription; response to cytokine; non-canonical NF-kappaB signal transduction. Gene Ontology annotation, molecular function: DNA-binding transcription factor activity; DNA binding. Bases 1 to 1845 code for a protein of 614 amino acids. Gene Ontology annotation, cellular component: cytoplasm. The transcript is spliced from 6 exons. The record is from RefSeq and is a predicted model, not a curated record.
AUGCCACCGCAACCUACACAACGGCCGUAUAUGGAGAUCACCGAGCAGCCACAUCCGAAGGCGCUACGUUUUCGGUAUGAGUGCGAAGGUCGCUCGGCAGGAUCGAUUCCCGGUAUCAACACGACGGCGGAUCACAAGACCUUCCCGAGCAUACAGGUGCACGGAUAUCGUGGCAGAGCCGUGGUAGUGGUGUCUUGCGUGGCCAAAGAGGGCCCAAACCAUAAACCUCAUCCACACAAUCUGGUCGGCAAGGAACACUGCAGAAAGGGCGUGUGUACCGUAGAGAUCAACAGUACCACCAUGAGCUACAACUUCAACAACCUCGGCAUCCAGUGCGUUCGCAAAAAGGACGUCGACGAUGCGCUGAAGCUGCGACAGGAGAUCCGGGUCGAUCCAUUUCGAACUGGAUUCGCUCACGCCAAGGAACCGGGCUCCAUCGACCUCAAUGCCGUCCGGCUGUGCUUCCAGGUGUUUCUCGAGGGACAGCAACGUGGCCGUUUCACGGAACCACUGGCGCCCGUCGUCUCGGACAUCAUCUAUGACAAGAAGGCGAUGUCGGAUCUGAUCAUCUGCCGGCUAAGCGAUAGUACGGCCCCGGUGUGCGGCGGCAAGGAGAUCAUCUUGCUGUGCGAAAAGGUCGUCAAGGAGGACAUCAAGGUGCGGUUCUUCGAGAAGAAGGGCAACGUCACGGUGUGGGAGAAUUACGCCGAGUUUUCGCACACGGACGUCCACAAACAGGUGGCCAUUAGCUUCCGGACGCCACCGUACCGAUCGAUCGAUAUCACCGAUUCCGUGGAGGCAUACGUACAGCUCGUCAGACCAUCAGACAACGCGUUCUCGGAAGCCCUCAAGUUUGAGUUCACACCAGUAGAUAUUGAAAUAGAGCUCCGACGGAAGCGACAGAAAAUCGACUCGUCGAUCGAUAAUCUCAGGGAUCCGAAACGUUUCGCCAACAUGAACACCGGCACCGUUCCGAAACUAGUCAACCACGAUGAGAACAACGCGAGAGAAAGCGCUGCGCCUCAGAGAAUGUACAACUACAACCCAACCAAUUCGCUACGUACGCCAAAGGAGGAAAUAAAGCACGAACUCAGAGAGUCUUCGCCAAACAACGAACCGUGCUACCAACCGAUGCAGGGAAUGAUGAUCACUCAACAUCCUGCCACAGGAUCCGAUCGCUCACCGAUAAUCCUUACACCGUCUCCAGUUGCCGUUUCACCGCAAGAGCCUGAGAGCGUAACGCCAACGACCCUUGCCUACACCACGCUGAAUGGCCCGGUGGGGAACAAUCCUUACGGUGGUGAACACGUCGUUCCUCCACAACGAAUGGCUCCUACGAUGCCAAUGUUUGACGGGCCAGGACCUUCAAACGGUUGGGUACAACCAGCACCGUCGUUGACUAGCGUCAACAACAUCAUUCCUUCGCCGAUGGGUCACCACAGCCGUCACAUGGAUCAUUCUCUGAGCGUUGGCAACUUCCGCUUCCUGAGUAAAGACUCAAUGCAUCACACCGGAGAACCUAGUUCGGGGAUGGUCCCUACCAGUGUCACCAACAACUACGCCAUGAACCCGAGCUUUCCGCCUAUGAACUCCGACAUUAACCUCAACAUGGUCGACUUUGAGCCGGUCCUGAACUCGUCCGAGAUCCGGUACGUCCUGGGAACGCUAGCUCCAGCUACUGGGCAAGGACCUGCAGCGGGUUACCACCACCAGAACGGUUCCUACCAACCAGUCAUGACGCCCCUGGCGGGACCUCCCGCUCACGGCCAGCAACCAACCCUGCCGGACCUUCACGACAUCGACGAGGAGCUGACCGACAGCUUCACGAAACUGAGCACCAAUUGA